UCAUUGCUUUAAACAUCAGCUGAUUUCUGUUUAUAUUUUUAGUUAAUCUCUUUUUAUUACGUGAUUAAUUUAUAAUAAAGGACCUUUAAAAUUACCAUUAUACGAUAUUCUCCUUUGUUAUGGAUUCAAAAGCAACAACUAACAAAAAUUAAUUGUUAAAAAUACUCAAUAUGAAAUAAUUUCAUGUCAGUUCAGACCCGAAAAGCAAAGUAGCAUCUAAGUACAUAUGCAAAGGAGAAAAUGUUGUUAACGGGAAAAAUUUUCGCCGGAUCCAUUCGAAUUCUAUCCGAGGGAUCCCAUCGCCUGUUGCACCUGAAACGCAGGGAGGUUUAUUUGGAAUGUUUCCGCAUCCUGGGGGUGCACGAGUCAGCGGAUCAGAACACCGUACGACAUGCCUACUUGGAUCUAGUCAAGCGGGUGCACCCGGAUUCUGGAACCGAGGAAGCCAGCGCCGAACGAUUCCAAAAGGUGGACGAGGCCUUUCGAUUGCUGCAGGAAAAAUUCGCCAAGGGGCGACGCAAUAUCCCAGAGAACGAAGAGGAAGCCAUGGAGUUCGACAUCAAGCACACGGCUCCACAACAUCGUCAGUAUCUGUCAAACGAGGGUAUCGGCGUGGGCACCCCCUUUCAGCGCCAGAAACAGUACCAACAGGUGCGCGCAAUGAAGGCUCAGGAAAGGGUCUUAGAGCACCGCAUCGACAAGGCCGCUGCCGGCGAGAACACACUAAUGUCUAAGGAAGGGAAUCACUUUCGUAAGCAUGCCAUCAAAACCAAGUACGGCAUCGAGCGCGUCGUAGAGGAUCUAAUCCAAGAGGCCAUGUCCAAGGGUGACUUUAAUAAUCUCGAUGGCGCUGGCAAGCCUCUCUCGGCCCUACAGUCGCAAAAUCCAUAUCUGGACUUCACCACCCACAAACUGAACAAGAUAAUGCUGGACAACGGAUUUACACCGGAGUGGAUCAGCCUCAGCAAGGACAUCCGCGAUGCUACGAGGCAGCUAAAAAACCAACUGCGUCAGGAACGCAUAUACUACGGAGAAUGGCCCAUGCAGACUGCCGAAGAGCUGGCAUCAUGGAAAAAGUUCAAUGAAAAGCACAAGGAGGAUGUUCAGCAAUUGAACAAGCUCAUUGACAAGUAUAACCUGAUUGUGCCCGUCCUGCAAAACCAAUUCUUUAGGCUACACUUGGACAAAAUGGCCGAGCCCAUAUUCAAAGAUCCGGAUUUAAAGCGAAAUGUCAAGCGGCCUUUAGCAGAUGCCAAGUCAAGUGACCAGGGGGAAACACAGUCGAAUUCUGGUUCAAGUCUAUUUUCACUUUUUACUUACUUUUUGUGAUAGGGCAAUGGUGAUAUUAGAGUGUAGUUCUCCCAA
Messenger RNA from Drosophila ananassae, 1365 nucleotides. RefSeq names its product dnaJ homolog subfamily C member 28. Lineage: Eukaryota; Metazoa; Arthropoda; Insecta; Diptera; Drosophilidae. The record is from RefSeq and is a predicted model, not a curated record. The coding region runs from base 241 to 1329 and encodes 362 amino acids. The transcript is spliced from 2 exons.